This is a messenger RNA of Etheostoma spectabile (orangethroat darter), 6951 nucleotides long. It is a transcript of the gene c2cd3, whose product is annotated as C2 domain containing 3 centriole elongation regulator. The transcript is spliced from 33 exons. The coding region runs from base 216 to 6857 and encodes 2213 amino acids. The record is from RefSeq and is a predicted model, not a curated record. Gene Ontology annotation, biological process: centriole elongation; protein localization to centrosome; cilium assembly. Gene Ontology annotation, cellular component: microtubule organizing center; centriole; centriolar satellite. Lineage: Eukaryota; Metazoa; Chordata; Actinopteri; Perciformes; Percidae.
GGCAAGUUCGGACCAUACUGUUGCUGGGAAACCACAGACUGGAAAGUCGGAAACAGAUUUGCGCGCUGCUGUUUGUUGCUUGUAUGCAGCUCAGUCUGCUCUGUUAAAUGGAUUAUUAGUUGGAUGGAGCGUGAUAAAACCAUGCCUGAAAACGGUUCACCUCUUGCUUUGGCAAGGUUGUCAUUCAUAACCAGGUUAGCUUACUGAGCUGCGGAAUGAAGAGCAGAAAACAAAGGUCCGUCAAAGCUGGAGGCAGCAAAAAGAAAGUCCCAAGCGAUGUGUCCCCCGCCACCAGCCUCCCUCCUCUCGUCGAAGGCCAACUAAGAUGCUUUCUGCGGGUGAUUAUAAGCCGUGUGUUAUGGACAGUUCAGAAGCCUCAGUCUGCAACAUUUGUGAGGCUGCGCUGGUGGGGAGAGUCAUCCAACGGGACGCUCUUCUUUCCAAGAGAUGGAUCACAGCCAUCGCAGAAGACCAUCAAGACCACUGCUCGCUUCCCCAUCCGCUGUGGGCCAAAGCAGUUUACUUCCUAUCUUACAGAUAUGAGCUCUCUGGUGCUGGAAGUUCUGACCAAACCGGAUCACUUGCCAAUUGCACGGGCUCAGAUUGCAAGCAUCUCUCGUCUCUCUCUGGCACACCCCAUCAGUGGAUUUUACACCCUUGUAUCUCCGACAUCUGAGAAGCUGGGAGAAUUACAGGUUUCCCUUAAUUUGGAACCUCUAACUGAAGCCUAUGACAGCAGCAGCUCAGGUCCCAUCACAGAUAUCAGCAUUGAAGGACCACAAGUCACCACACUGACUGUGCCCACUCAGUCCAGAUCGCUCUCAGCUUGCAGUGGGAAAGAAUCAGCAGGGAGCAGCAGUGGAAACACUCCAAGAGGGAAAGACCACUUAUAUUUCCAAAAUACACAGAAAGAUAAAGGCGGAGAAGAUUCACUGGAGAAUCAGAUACCGACAACAAACCCAUCUCUGAACAAUCAAACAACUGUGAAUCCUUCAAAUCAGGAGCCUUUUGGCCAUACAACCAAUGAUAUCCUCUCAGUUAUUCUAGAGCGUGGGAACAAGCUCAGAAAUGCUAUGGUGGUAUCAUCUUUAAAAUGUGACAUGGAUUCUGCCCCGGCUCUGAAAGACACCCCUCUGCCUCUCCCAAAGGAUAACAUCCUGCCACCUUCCACGCCCUUUCCUUCUCCUUCUGGGAUGUUUCUUCAAAAUAUUCUUCAUGCUGAUUCAACUCUCAAGCACCCUGAUAAUGUUGCUGUAGUCUCAGACUGCAGCUUAGACUGUCCCGUAGACACGGAUAACAGAGCCGUGGAUUUGCUCCUCGGCAGCUUAAACACGUCUCCUCUACCUCUCUGGGAUGGAGAUAUCUCCUUAUCUGAAUCUCUGUCUGGCCAUAGCAGUGUGUGUGGAGAUAGUGAGCUCAAUGAUCCACAAUAUGAUCAGAGCUUACUGGAAAAUUUGUUCUACAAACCUCCUAUGUCAGAUAUCAGACCAAACGACACAGAGAAGGAGGAUCAAGCAACAGUGUCCUCGAGUAAACAACAGCUGAUACAGUCCGGACCCAAGAUCAUUAGAGGUCCAAACUCAGAUCCUCAGCGGUCCGCAGAUGCUGGUGAAAGCCCUCGUGGCCUGAGUGCAGAGCAGGUGACUUUGCUGAGUUUAAUCCGGCUGGCGAGAGUGACUAUCAACUCCCUAACCGCACCUUCAGGCAAUGCAGCCAACACACCUGGAAAGACCUAUAGUAAAGGGAAACCUCCUAGACCAUUAACCAGCAAGAAGUGCACAUAUUUUAUUGAGUAUGUGUUCCCGAUGGCCUCCACUUCCAGUCGACAUGAUCGUAGUAAGGGGGGAGAUGGGGAGGUGAUCAGAGCUGUUGCCAGUAAAGUCACAGGAGGAACCGUGAAGUUCCAUCAGCAUUCUGUGUUUCCUGUCCAAUUCAGCACAGCAACAAUGGAAAAGUGGUGGGGAACUAAUCUGAUUUUUAAGAUUUACUCUCGAAAGAACGACCAAAAGAAACCUGUUCCCAUUGGCAAGGCAGUUUACCCGUUGCGCUGUCUGCUGCAGAGCAAGCAGCUGAGUCAGUCUGUCGUCUUACCUGUACAGAGCGUUGAAGGAAACGGUGAAACACAGGAGGUUGGACCUCUGAAGGUUUUACUAGAACUCGCUACAGACAACAAAGAUUUUUCCUCUGAAAAAAGUAAAAGCAAGCUGGCUCGGAAUGACACAUCACUUUUACAACCUGCACCCAGUCCACAGAGAGAGACCAGUUCUAGAUCUCAACAUGUGGACAUUGGCAGGGAGGAGUUACCAGCUGGUUCUUUUGAAAAUUCCAGACUGAAUUCUUGGAGUCAACAAAAACCCUCAAAAGGACCCUCUGCAAAUCUCGGCCUCCACCUAUCACCUCAUACAUCCUGGCAGCAGGUGGAGGUGGAAGAGAAUCCUGAGGUCCUGCUGCAUACGUUACUCAUGGUGCCAGAUGGAAAGAACUUCAACUGUGAGCCCAUGCAGGCUCCAAACAUGUACUUGAACUGUAAACUCUGGUGUGAUGAGACAGCAAGAUCUGUCAUCAGCUGGGGUCAGGCAAAUCCUUCUUUCAACUUUGCUCAGGUGACUCCUGUGGCCUUAACAGCCAAGCUGCUGGAGCGGAUGAAAAAUAACGUGAUGGUAAUCGAGGUGUGGCAGAAAACCAGAUGUUCAGGGCAGGAUCAACUCCUCGGCCUUGUGAAAUUACCUCUCCACCAGUUCUACAUGUCAUUUAGGGAUCCAAAGAUCACCCACCUUCUUCUCCAGGCGCAGUACCCUGUCUUAGGGGUGGACUGCUACAUGCCAGUCAUUGAUGUCUUCUCAGGCAGUUGUAAAGGUCACCUGAGGGUAGUAUUGGCUAUGGGCAAAUCAGAACAGAUAGUUGCCCUCCAACGCACAAGGGAUGAAGAAUAUGACUGCUUGUCUCAUCUCGUGAGACCAGUACAUCUGCUUGAUCACCAGCAUCAUUCACAAACAAAGGCGAUUGCAUCACAAGAGGAAACUAUGAGAGAGCAUCUGUUUGUGAUAAGAGUGGAGAAGGUAAAUGGGCUGACACCUCUGCAGUCCACAGUGUGGGGUGAGGCUGACUGCUACAUCCAGUACAGUUUCCCCUCUCAGGAGGGUGACCCUGCUGCAAAAGUGGAUCAAAACCUCAUAGAGAGUAGCGUGAACCUGAAGCUGUUUCGUACCACCACAACUCUCUGUAUCCCCGACCCGCUGUUUGGUCACUCUGAGACUCAUGUGCUUCUGGCUCCUGAAGGGGUUCCUGUUCAGAGGCUGCUGCUCAGCUCUCUUUCAAGCCAAGGCCUAAACGGUGGAGGAGGUGUCCAGUUUGAAGUUUGGUGCAGAUAUUAUUAUCCAAACGUCCGAGACCAGCUUGUGGCCAAAGGAAUGCUUCCGUUGUCCAAGUUGUGUGCCAUGGUCACCAUGCAGAGACAGCAUCCUAAUGAGGUUCAAAUGUUCUCCCUACCCCUGAUUCCCAGGACGGACAGUCCCACAGGACAUCAACCUCAGCCCUCAGGCUUACUAGAUGUGUGCAUUCGGUACAAGCACCGACCAGUGAGACCGGAAGGUCAGACUAGUAAAGGAGCUGCCUCUCGUGUUGUAACACUUGUGGUUCAGGUGCACAGAGCAUCAGGGCUGCAGGCCGCCGCCAGAGUUUUAUCAGAACAAGAUGAAAGAUUCAGCUACUUUGCCAGUGUGGGAGUGAACUCAUACGUCACAGUCGAGCUCUCCUUCAUGCCUGAGCGUGAGAGGAGAUGCACCCGCAUAGCUGCCAGGACUUUCUGCCCAGAGUUUGACCACCACAUGGAGAUGUCCUGUGAUCUGCUGUUUCAGAGGAGCAGUGGAGAAACCUGCAGCCUGGCUGAGCAGCUGGAGGAAGCCUCUGCUGUCUUCACUGUCUGGAACAAAGACAGUCGCAAAGCAGUAUACACUCAUAAGCCAAAGGAAGUGAUGUUGGGCAUAUUGAAAAUACCUCUUGCUGAUCUCCUCCAUAAAAGAACAGGUAUUUCUGGAUGGUUUGGACUGUAUAUACCUCAGGAAACAAGUUCUUCUCAGCACCAGCACAUCUUGGUCGGGGGCCUCGAGAUCUCUGUCAAAUUUGCCCACCACUCAGACAGGGAAAGAGUCAUUAAAGCUGCUCGGGGUUUGAGCUGGGAAAUAAUCCAGAAUGAAGUGCAUGAUGAUGAAGAAGCUUGGGGAGACAGCUUUAGAAAAAUGUCUUUGACUUUUUCAAUGCCUAGAGCAUGGGUACCUGUCCACUGCUUGCUUCUGCCAGGCCUCAGGGAACUUGAGCGCUCCACCUACUGCUACUUCAGGUACAAGUUCUAUGACCAAGAUGCCUUCUGCUCCCAGAUGAAACACCCCACGAUCGAGGAGGAAGGCCAGGCCACAGUGGCCUUCCAGGGAAGUAGAACUGUGAAGCUGAGGAGGACUCAGCCCUUAAUGUGGUAUCUUCGAGAGGAGAAGCUGGAGGUGCAGGUUUGGGUUGCCUUUACAAAAGACAACAGACAGAGACCCCGAGACACAGACCGACUGGUGGGUUCAGCGUUUGUCGAUCUGUCCUCUCUUGCAAAGACACCUAAGCAGAAGCUUACUCUCAGUGGAGUGUAUCCGCUGUUCAGACGCUCAGCUGCAGAUCUACAAGGGGCUGCUCUCAGGGUGCACAUCACCCUGACAGCAGGCUUCGUCCCUGCUGGAGUUGACGCCCAGGUGGACUCGGACAGCCAAGAAGAACUCUUAUCGGAAGAGGUGGAAGCAGCAGAUCGAUCCCGCUUGCCUACAACACCCAGAAAAUCACAAAGCAGACACAGGAAUAAAUCCCCCAGAACAACUCCAGACAUCACAUCUGUGCAGCACACAGAAAUGACCACGGCUGAAUCUUUCCCUGUGACUGUUGCUGUGGACCGGGCUAUGCACCUGAAUCUGAAGGGCUGUCCUCUAGCAGAGCGCAGUGAAGGGUCACCAUGCUGCUGUGUUUCGUACGUCACUGCAGAGUCUGCAGAACCAGUGUGUACAGCUGUCAUAGCCAACACCGACUGCCCUGUGUGGGACCAUCAACAUGAGUGCAGGCUUUCAAAGCAGCUACUGGUCGAUCCACAGCAGUCUCUCGUGUUCAAAGUCUGGCACAAAGGAGAAACGGAGAGGGUCAUUGGAUUUUCCUCUGUAGACCUGUCCCCCUUAGUCUGUGGCUUCCAGUCAGUGUGUGGUUGGUACAACAUCACAGACUUCAGUGGUCAGUGUCACGGCCAGCUCAAAGUGUCCAUCACUCCACUAAAGGGUGUCCACGAUCUCCGAGGACAAAGAAAAACUGUCAAUGAGGAAGUUGCCAAAAACACACCGCAGACUUUAUUCCAGGCACUCCCUCUCAGCUACCAUACCACGGCCACAUACAGUAGCUUCCCCUCUCACAUCAGCCGGCACCCCGAGCAGAAGAUCUCGUCGCCCGACCACACGGACAGGCUGUUUUCCGAAAGGUCCGGUGAGGGCGACCGUCACAUUGAGCAUAUGGACAGAGUACGUCUUUACCAUCAGAGUCUGCAGGAACAAACAGCCGCUCAUUCUGUCUGUAGCAGCAGUGCUGGUGACAUCAAUCCCUCCAGCUCACUCCUCUUUUCAACACUCAGGAAAAAACUAAGUGAGCUGGACAACAUCCAGAGAUACUUCAGCCGUAAGCUUUCAACUCCCACAUUCCAAACCACGAUUGAGCAGGACUGUCACACCAAGCACGAGGACCAGAGGAACACAGACACAGACACAUGUCAGCUUCUUCUCAAGUCCAACCAGUUAGUUGGACAAGUCAACAAUAUCAUUAGUGGUCUACAAGAACACCACCUGGAAACGAUUCUCUCGGACCCACAGAGCAGCUCAACAAGUUCCCCUGUUGCAGACAACAACCCACAAACUAACUGUGAAAGUAUCUCCAGUCCAUGCAGAGCUUCUAAUUCUUCCCCAAAAGGUUUGUCUCCUCUGCACUCUCCACUGCCAAAGAUGCCCAAAGAGCAUACAGACUCUGAGCCUGAGGAAGAAAAAGACAGAGGAAACCACAGGGUUGCUGUGUCCGAGGAUGAAAGCGAAGAAGGUGCAGACAAAGAUGGAGAUCGGUCAGGCAGCACAUGGGAUGAGAAAUCUGACGAGGAUGAUGAAGAGGAAGACAAAGAUUAUGAGGAGGUUGUGGUGAAGCCGAGGCCCCUCAAUGAGGUGACCUCUUUAACAGACAAAACCAGUCCUUGGACCAGCAUCAUGUCAGACCCUGACCUGGUCUCCGUGGAGAGCCUGGAGGAAUCAGAAGAGCCGGAUAUGAGCCAAGACGAGGAAAGGCAGAUGGUAAAUCUGCAAACUCACGACUCUAGUGGAAAACACAAAUGUGCCAGAAAAGAAGAACGCGAAUGUCAACAAAAUGACAGUUUUGAUGGAUCAGCAGGAGACACUACAGACACAGAGAGAGAUGGUGAAAGGACACCUCAAGCUGUAGAUGAGAGAAAAGAACCCAACAAGGGGUCAGAUGACAGAGCGUCAUCACCCACCACACUGCACACCACAGAUACCCAUGAUGCUUCAUGCUCCCUGGACAAUCAAGACUCCAAAACCUUGGUCCCUGUGGAAGUCCCUAAUUUCUUCCUCCCUUCUCACCAACUGGAGGCAUCUAUGAGAGUCAUACGUUUAGCUCCUUCUUUCUCCCAGACCGCCAGCAACUCUGGGCCGUGCUCUUCACUUUCCAGCUUUCCACAUCCCAGAGGUCCUCGACAGCGUCCCAAUAUGUCCCCAUCAUCCAUGAAGAAAGAGACUGAAAGAAUAGCAAAAAUAUUUGCAGCUCACUUUGAAGACAAUCGGUAGUACGUUGGUGGUUUUUGUACAGCUCAGAGGUUUCAGAUCAUGUAAAUUUAAUGUUUGGUAUUUUCAUAAAUAAAUAUUAACUGUUUUCAACUCU